Molecule: messenger RNA, 1221 nt
Organism: Vanessa atalanta (red admiral)
Lineage: Eukaryota; Metazoa; Arthropoda; Insecta; Lepidoptera; Nymphalidae
Gene: exex
Product: homeobox protein Hox-C4
Exons: 4
Coding region: 1-1221 (406 amino acids)
Biological process (GO): neuron projection morphogenesis; regulation of DNA-templated transcription; central nervous system development
Cellular component (GO): nucleus
Molecular function (GO): DNA-binding transcription factor activity, RNA polymerase II-specific; sequence-specific double-stranded DNA binding
Source: RefSeq, a predicted model, not a curated record
AUGUCCACAAUACUGUCCCAAGCGAUGUACCGACGAGACAGCGACAGCCCAGACAAACCUCUCGAAAUCGACCAGGAAUCGAAUCCAGACCCGAGCCGCUCAAAUAGUCCAAAAAACAUGAAAUUCUACAAACAGCUAGACGAAGAUAAAACACUCUUGAACCAUGGAAAGAAAUCUUUCUGCAUCGACGCGCUACUAUCAAAACAUAUGGAACCAGAUCAGACUAUACAAGAGAGAAUGGCGCAGCAAAAAUAUUUGGCGUUAAUACAAAACAAGUCCUACAUUACAAGAUAUCAAAAUGACAAUUACGACACCCAAAUUGAACAGAACACGAUCAGCAAAUGUCAGAACCGGCCGCCGAGUCAGAACUUUGGACCGGAAAGCCCUAGGUCAGGUCAGAGCAGUCCUAGAAGCGGUUCCCCUGGGUCAGAUGAUGGGAACAGAUCAGAGAGUUACAGCCCUCCUAUUUCUCCAGGUGUGGAAGGAGGGAACGAGGAAUAUGAUAGCUAUAGACCAGGUAUCAUACCAAAACCUGGUCUACUCCAACCGCCGAUCCAAGCGCCGCUCUUCAACUACCCACCCCCAGGAUUGAGCCUACCGCAGGCCUCUGCGUUCCAUCACCCCGGCGACCGAGUGUUACACCAGAUGCAGCUCGAAUGGCUGGCUAGAACUGGGAUGUUCUACCACCGAAUACCGGAAUUGGGAGGAGCACCUCACGCUCUCCUCGGCAAGACAAGGCGUCCACGGACAGCCUUCACCUCGCAGCAGCUCCUGGAACUUGAGAAGCAAUUUCGUAUGAACAAAUACUUGUCAAGACCAAAACGAUUUGAAGUCGCUACCAGCCUGAUGCUCACCGAGACUCAGGUAAAAAUAUGGUUCCAAAACCGAAGAAUGAAGUGGAAGCGUUCAAAAAAGGCACAACAGGACACUAAAAGUAAGGAACCGCACGUCAGCCACCCAAACGACGACAAAAACAAACAGAAAGAUCUUCCCUCGUCCGAACACGAAAAACAACCUUCACAACAAAUGGCCGCCGAUUUGACAUCUGUCAAACCGCCCCCGAUGUUAGACAGGGACAGAAUCAUCGCUCUGGAGCGAGAGAGAGCUAUGGCGGCAGCAAACUUCAAUUCUAAUUUGGAAAACAAUAGACGUGGGUUGGUCGUUAUGAACCAAGAUGGCGGCAGGCCCGGUAUGGACAUGUUUAGGCCGUAUGUAGUAUGA